Messenger RNA from Bemisia tabaci, 3449 nucleotides. RefSeq lists its product as uncharacterized. NCBI's taxonomy places the organism in Eukaryota, Metazoa, Arthropoda, Insecta, Hemiptera, Aleyrodidae. The record is from RefSeq and is a predicted model, not a curated record.
UCAAAAACACUGAAUUUUUGGUGCACAAUCGUGUCUGCCCUUCAUUUCGGUUCUAUCCGAGGUCUCACCACUAAUAGACAGUGUCACAUUUUUCUGCAAUAAGUUUGACCUAUCGUGAGGUUACUACCAUCCUCCUGCCGAGGAAGGGGCUCUUUCUUCUUCUUGCAGGGGGGAGGAGACUAAUAAUCCGAAAUUUCGGGUGACGUAAGCUUUGAACGGUGGCGAAUCGAUAUCCAUGAUGCGCGGCGGUCAGCUGGGCGCGUGUUUACAUAAUCGUUGACUCCAGGUUGAUUCGGUAGGGUUUCCCGGCAUAACUUUGGUCGGCCACAGGGAUCGAGUUUCCGGUGGUGGCGAGGCAAUGCCCCCCGACGUUGCCGCCACGUCCAACCAAAACAUUAGAUUUAGCGGAAAAACUAAGAAUUUUCGUCCGACAUGGCCAUCAACUUCACCUGGAUCCCGUAUUCAAAGUGUGGUCGCUAGCAUUGCGUCCCUGCUGUCAACGUCACUUGCACAGUUCUUCCCGGUGUUUUUGUGCCGUGAUGCGGUAGCCCAGGAGCCAGGAUCAGCUGAUGCAGGCUCAAGAUGACAUUCCAAAUAUCUCAACGUUGCGGGUAAAACUAUGCUGUAGUGAUGAAUAUGAAGUAAAGCUAUGAGCAAUGAAGAAGUGCCUCUGUUGAGCGGUGUCGGAGGUGGUGUCGGAAAAUCGAAAUGUUCCUUCAAAGGCCUGUCCCUGUUUUUCGCCUCCCUGUGCGUGAUCGACCUCUUCGGGGUCUUCCCGAUCGUAGCCCUUCCGAGAGCGAUUGUCGAUUGUGGUUGGCUGGGCCUUCCUCUAGCAUUUACCGUAUUUACUUUACAAAUUUACACAGCCCUCCUCCUCGGCCGAUCAUGGGUCAUGGCUGAGAUGAUCGAGCCCUCAAUCGUGGAAAAGAGUAGGUAUCCAUAUGCCGCAUUGGCAGAACUAACUUUCAACACACGAAUGAGAAAGUUCGUCACAUUCCUGCUGGAUAUUACGAUAUUUGGGGGUGGAGUCCCUAAUCUCCUAGUCGCCUCACAAAAUUUGCAAAUAUUGGGAUUGAAGAUAAGCAAUUUUGAAUGGGAUGUUUCUUAUUGUUACUGGAUGCUCCUGUUAGGAGUAGCUCUAUGUCCUGCCAUGUGGCUUGGCAGUCCAAAGGAUAUGAAGUGGUUAGCUGCGUCAUCAGUCUGUAUUGUGGUGACUGUGGGUGCUCUAACCUGGUAUUUGCUAUUGCAUGAACCGUUGCCCCCAGGUGCUGUGCCUCCCGAUCUACCAGAAGUCUCAUGGCAGUCUCUAGCUAUAGCAUAUGGGAUUCUCGCCUUCCAGUUUGAUAUCCAUCCAAUGAUAUUGACAGUGCAAGUAGAUAUGGAAAAGAAAAAUAAACUAGGGCAUGCAAUUUUAGCCGGAUUUCUAGUGAGUGGUGGUCUCUCAAUCGUGACAUGCAUCAUCAUCUACUUGCGGUUCGGAACCAGCAUCAAUUACAAUAUCUUGCCGGGGCUUCAGCCGCACAUCUUGCUCUACGUUGAUGCUUUUCUGGUAACCCUUCAAAUUUGCUUAUCAAUGGUCGUUGGAGGCACAGCGCUUUUUCAAGACGUUGAGGACAAACUUGGGGUUCCGAGAGAUUUCAAUUGGAAACGAUGUGUGGUACGAAGUAGUAUCCUGAUGACGGCCGUAUUAAUCGGUGAGGCGGUGCCGCGGUUUGACCUGGUCAUGGGGCUCCUCGGCGGUGCCCUCACCGGGCCUCUUAUGUUCAUCCUACCUCCGAUCAUACACUACAGACUUCGCUCCAUUCUUUGGCGCAAACAACUUAUUGCCCGGAUUGAUAGGUACGAAGCUGACGGCGCUCGUCUCCGCGAAGAGCUCCUCCGGAAAACAACGCUGCCUCCUCAACAACUGAGCUACGCGCCUAACGCUUUCGGGUUGGUGACAAACGACAUGUCAACGGGCAAGGAGCCGAUACCCACAGGCCCGGCUUCAGGGAGCUUCAGCUCGGAGACCUCCAGCAGCCUGGGGUCCCUGCCGCAGCCCUACUUGCCCCCCUCGGAGCUGCUCGACCCCCCACUGGCGCCUCGGUCCCUGGUGCAACACCUCGUGGGACUCGUAUCCACGGAAGUCGACGAGUCGGUGUCCCAACUGGGAUGCUGCGAGCUGGCUAUGACGUUCGUGAUCGUGGGUGCUGGGAUAACGGCUACGGUCGUUGCCACGUACUACGCCCUCGUCGGGAACAUCGCGUAUGCCACGUUCUCGCCGCCGUGUAUCGUCAGUGUGAACGAGGCUUCUAGGGCCAUUUUCGACGAGCUCGUGACGUAGUGGAAAUUGACGGCUUCUGAUGGAAUGCCGCCUGAUUGUUGAGAUUUAUGGAAAACAAAUUAAUCAGCCAAAAUUCGUAUCCUAAAAUAACAAGUUAAUUUGGGGGAAAAGGCUGCAAAAAAAAAAGAAGAAAAAAAUAACCCAAAAGAUAAACAAAAAACUUGGAACGUUUCAGAGUAUUAACACUUCCAUUUUCAACCGGAAAAUAAAAAUAAAAAUGAGCCGUCGAUUCGCUGUUUUUGCGAAACCGAUAACAUGGAAUAUUUUGGAACGUUCCGGGUUUUUUUUUAUCCUUUGUUGUUGUUGUUGUUGUUGUUGUUUUUUUUUUUUUCCCAUACCUUUUCCCCAAUUAAGUUAUUAUUUUAGUUAACAUUUAUGUUGGCACGACUAAGAAUCGAAAAUCGAUGCAUUACAUGGCGCAGAUAGGGUUAUGUCUUGUACUAUCUUGCCGACAUAGUCAGUUGAAGUUUCAACAAUCAGGCUACAGGGGUCGUUUGUCCAUCCAGUGAUUCAAAAAGGAGUUUACCACUUCCUGCAGAUUUUACUGAAAAAAAACUAGGGUUUUAAAUUGUUUUCUCGUGUAAGGUAGCUUCGAAAAAUAAAAACAAUGUGAGGCUAGAGAAAAAAAAAAGGAGACAGAAUAUAGCAGCUUUUUUUGGGGUGGGGAAGGGGGUGUUUUUGGAUUCGCCAUUUUCGGGCAGGUUUAAAAACUAGCUCUAUUAUAAUCGAGAAGGCCUUUAAACGAGUCUCAUUGUUUCAGAUUUUUCAAAAUUAUGAGAGCUUCAGUCAAAUGUAAAAUGUUAUAGAAAACUACUAUUUUUUUCUAGUGCUUUGCUUAUCUUUAACCAUAUUGCCGCGUUGAAACGACAAUCAUGAAAUGACAUUCAUGUACUAUCAUGGUUUUAGAUAAUUUCAUUUUUUACGAACUUUUCAAUUUUAUUGCGUGCAUUCACUAAUUAACUGUCCCAUUUGCCACUGCCGGUUGCAAAUGAAAUAAGAGUUUUCUUAUCAUUUUAGAAUGACGCAUCUAUGGAUUAAUAUGACAGAACAAUUUCAUUUUCUGAUUCGAAUUUCCUACUUAAAACUGUUUGCGUUAAGUCUUCUUUUGUUCUUUUUUACUUUUGUA